AUGCAAUGCAAAUAGUUAUAAAAUAAAGAUACGAAUGCAAUUACAUGAUUAAUUUUUAUAUAAAUGGAAUCCAAAAAUAUUUAAAACCACACUUACAUUUCAUUCGUAUCUUAUCAAGAAUCAUGUCAUUCAGAGUAUUUCUUUUUCUUAGCGUUGUAACUUUUGUAGCUGGAGGUGGUGACUGGCAUCCAAAACCAAAAACGACAACAACAACAGAAGAACCAACAACAACAACCACUGAGGAGCCGACAACACCAAUAUGGACAAUUCGUACAGUUUCCCCAACUCGUCCUCCACCAAAAUGUCCACCAAUUCUUCCACCAAUUCAACCAACAACUAAUUCAGUUUGUUGUGGACAAAAUGAAGUUUAUCUUCCACCACGAAUUGCACCAAAUUGUGAUGUAUAUUGCAAGGAUAUUGGAAAGAAAUGUCAAAUUAGAUAUGAUAGAGAUAGUAUCUUCGAACCACAUGGUUGUUAUUGUUUGCCAGGAUAUUGCCGAAAUAAAUAUGGCAAAUGUAUACCAUUUUGUGAUGCAUUUACUGAAUGUUUUUAA
This is a messenger RNA of Episyrphus balteatus (marmalade hoverfly), 554 nucleotides long. RefSeq lists its product as uncharacterized. The coding region runs from base 45 to 554 and encodes 169 amino acids. The record is from RefSeq and is a predicted model, not a curated record. The transcript is spliced from 2 exons. Lineage: Eukaryota; Metazoa; Arthropoda; Insecta; Diptera; Syrphidae.